Molecule: messenger RNA, 6159 nt
Organism: Cololabis saira (Pacific saury)
Lineage: Eukaryota; Metazoa; Chordata; Actinopteri; Beloniformes; Belonidae
Gene: dyrk1ab
Product: dual-specificity tyrosine-(Y)-phosphorylation regulated kinase 1A, b
Exons: 11
Coding region: 839-2980 (713 amino acids)
Biological process (GO): peptidyl-threonine phosphorylation; peptidyl-serine phosphorylation; protein autophosphorylation
Cellular component (GO): nucleus
Molecular function (GO): ATP binding; transcription coactivator activity; protein serine/threonine kinase activity
Source: RefSeq, a predicted model, not a curated record
UUUUUUUUUUCUUCCCCCAGCCUCAGUCUUUUUUCAAAUGUUCUCCCUUCCCGCCGGAAUAAUGCUGUCAGUAGACACACGUUUGAUGUUUCUGGACGUCGAAACGCGUAUGCUGGAUCGGAUCAAGAAGAUCAAGAGGCCGACGUUUUAAUAAUAUCGCCAGAAAAAACGAUUAGGCGGCGCCGCCGCUAAGCCGAGUCGUCCGCUGUCUCUGGUCCGCCGGGCCGGUUCACUGCGCAGCUUUUGGACCGCGCGCCAUUUUGUGAAAAUUGACACAAAAUUCCCCAACCUAAAACCACCAGAGGACACGGCGUUUUGUUUCGCGUUUAAAAAAAAUGCCCCGGAUUUAAUCGCGUUGUCGUUGCGCAUCGAAGUAAAGCCGACGCCGUACCCUUAAAGCGUGGUUAAAUCAGAAUAGUGCAUUAGGUUGAUCGUUAGCUCGAGGCCAGCAGGGAGCUAACGCUACCAGGCUCGGCGGAGCCAGCUCCGCUAAGGUUAGCCCCUCUAACCCGCUCUAACAUGCUGCCCAUCGGCAAUUAGUUACAAUACUAGUCAGCCCCGAUGUUGCUUUUUAAAGCUCGGCCUGUGCAGUGCGUGCUGGAUGUGAGCGGGGGGUUAUUUUAGAAGAGUUUGCCGGGCCAGAGGACGGGGAGAAGGGAUCGGAUUUAACUCCGCUGCAAAGGGAGGGGAGAGUCUCAAGCUGGAUAAGUUUCCUCAUCAUACAGGUUAUUGGACUUUAAAUGAAGAUCGUGCCAUCAGAGGAGGAGAGACUUCAGCAUGCAAACCUUCGUCCGUCCGGCUUGCGCCCUCUUUUUCUUUACACACUGCUGGUCUUCAGAUGGCUGCUCCAAUGCCCCAUACGCACCAGCAGUACAGUGACCGCCACCAGCCAAGCACUGACCAAUCUGUUACGGUCUUACCGUACAGCGACCAGACACCACAGCUCACUGCCAAUCAGAGGCACAUGCCCCAGUGCUUUCGUGACCCAACUUCAGCUCCCCUGAGGAAGCUCUCCAUUGACCUUAUCAAAACAUACAAACACAUCAAUGAGGUGUAUUAUGCAAAAAAGAAGCGACGACACCAACAGGGUCAGGGUGAAGACUCGAGUCACAAAAAGGAGAGGAAAGUCUUCAAUGAUGGCUAUGACGAUGAUAACUAUGACUACAUCGUCAAGAAUGGGGAGAAGUGGAUGGAUCGCUAUGAGAUUGAUUCCUUGAUAGGAAAAGGAUCAUUUGGACAGGUUGUGAAAGCAUAUGACCGGGCAGAGCAAGAAUGGGUUGCCAUUAAGAUCAUCAAGAACAAGAAAGCUUUCCUCAAUCAAGCCCAGAUAGAAGUGCGCCUCCUGGAGCUCAUGAACAAACAUGAUACAGAGAUGAAAUACUACAUUGUUCACUUAAAGCGUCACUUCAUGUUUCGAAACCACCUCUGCCUCGUGUUUGAGAUGUUGUCAUAUAACCUAUACGACCUGCUCCGAAAUACCAACUUCCGCGGCGUCUCACUGAAUCUCACCCGGAAGUUUGCCCAGCAGCUAUGCACGGCACUACUCUUCCUGGCCACGCCUGAGCUCAGCAUCAUCCACUGUGACCUGAAGCCUGAAAACAUCCUCCUCUGUAACCCUAAGAGGAGUGCCAUCAAAAUAGUGGACUUUGGUAGCUCCUGCCAACUGGGACAAAGGAUAUACCAGUAUAUCCAGAGUCGCUUCUACCGUUCCCCAGAGGUGCUGCUGGGAAUGCCCUAUGACCUGGCCAUUGACAUGUGGUCCUUGGGUUGCAUCUUAGUAGAGAUGCAUACUGGAGAACCUCUGUUUAGCGGAGCCAACGAGGUGGACCAGAUGAACAAAAUAGUAGAGGUUCUUGGUAUCCCACCUAAUCACAUAAUGGACCUAGCCCCAAAAGCCAGGAAGUUUUUUGAGAAGCUUUCGGAUGGUACAUGGAGUGUUAAGAAGACCAAAGAUGGCAAAAGGUAUAAGCCUCCAGCUUCGAGGAAGCUCCACUCCAUCCUAGGUGUGGAAACAGGGGGUCCAGGUGGCCGACGGGCGGGGGAGUCCGGCCAUGCUGUUGCUGACUACUUGAAGUUCAAGGACCUGAUUCUCCGGAUGUUGGACUAUGACCCUAAGAGCCGCAUCCAGCCCUACUAUGCCCUGCAGCACAGCUUCUUUAAGAAGACUGCGGACGAGGGGACCAAUACAAGCAGUAGUGUCUCUACAAGCCCCGCAUUAGAGCAAUCCCAGUCUUCAGGAACCACCUCCAGCACCUCCUCAAGUUCAGGAGGAUCAUCUGGGACAAGCACCAGUGGCAGAGCAAGAUCAGACCCUACCCAUCACCACUUGCACAGUGGAGGACACUUUGGCACGACCAUGCCUGCCAUUGACGGUGACAGCCUCUGUCCACAGGCAAGACAGCCUUACCCACCCCCACUGGUGUGGGGCGGUGGCGUCGGACCAGAGUCAGUCACUGGGGAGACCCACCCAGUCCAGGAGACCACCUUCCAUGUUCCCCCCCAGCACCCUAAGGCCCUGCAUCCCCACUCACAUACUCAUCACCACCACGGGCAAAUGAUGGCUACGCGUCCACGCCCGCGCCACUACACCUCCCCAACACACAGCUCCUCAACACAGGACUCCAUGGAGGUGGUUCAUGGCCAUCUGUCCAUGACCUCCCUGUCUUCCUCUGCCUCCUCUUCCUCCACAUCGUCCUCUUCCACUGGGAACCAUGGCAACCAGGCCUACCAGCUCCGCCAUUUGCCCGCUGGAGCCCUUGACUUUGGUCAGAAUGGUGGGCUGAGCAUGGGGCUAGGUGCCUUCUCGAACCCACGGCAGGAGACUGGCAUGGCAGCGCACCCUGCAUUCUCCAUGGGGACGAAUACGGGGCCUGCCCACUACCUAGCAGAAGGUCACCUGGGCAUGAGGCAGGGCAUGGACCGGGAGGAGUCUCCAAUGACUGGAGUGUGUGUGCAGCAGAGUUCUAUGGCCAGCUCGUGACUGCACUGACAUUUGGCUGUGUGUUCCCCCUGUGCGUCAUUUUUAAGGUGGUGUUUUUUACUACAAGGUGUGUUGACAACAAAAGCUGCUCACGUCAGAAGGGAGAUAUCACUGAACCGCUACUACAGAGAAAAACCUUUGUUAAAAAGUAUAUAUGUAAUUUUCAUCAGGUUUUCUUUUGCAAUCAUUAGGCACAAAAUAAUACUGCGGAAUAACCAUAGUGAAAUCGAGACAUCCAUCUUACCAUUUCACCAGUUUCAUGUAACCACCAAGUAAUCACCAUAUGGUAUUAUGUGGAAAAAUCUUCUAAGGAGCAUUUCAGAGCAAAGUUUGAAGCUGUUUUGCAGCUAGCUGUUGGUGACGAAAUGCUUGGCGUCCUCUUUCAGUUCAAUCCGUGGACUGCCUGACAUUACUGUUUCACUGGUUGUUAAUUAUUUUGCCCUUUUUUAAGUGAAAUUUCACAUAAAAGCUGCUUGCAAAUCCUGUAGCUUGACAAUGAGGGGAAAUGUUUGCGGUGAUAUUUCUUGUUGUCGGUAUUGUGUGACUCUGUUAAAGGGGAGCACAUGGCAGUGGAGUCCCUAUGCGUGUGCUGGCCGGGUGGAAAGGAGACCCCGCCGGUGGAUACUGACACCAGCCGGGUCAAAGGAGAGGGAAACACCACCCCUCAGGCCUAGAGGCCCUGUAGUCCUGCACGCUGCAACUGGGCCCGGCACAGGCGAGAGCAGCGAUGGGCAUGGGAGACAAACGGAUCCAGCCCAGUGAAAGGAAGACAGUCAGUGGCUGGUUCUAGAUAACCCUUUGGCCUUAUGACUCAUGGACUUGGAAUGGGAUGGAGCUGGACAUUAUCAUUUGAAUUAAGAUGGCUUUUCUCUAUUUUUCUCUCUAGACAGCCCUUAAUUCUUUAAGGAAAUUAAAACAACUUAGAAAAGGUAAAUAAAGAAUGGUGAUUUGAGGCCUUUCUCGACAAAGAUUUCGUCUUCAGCAGGGCCCCAUAUAACAGGGUUUUAUUGUACACAACAACCUCCUAAACAUUACUUCCUUGAAAUUCACUGGAUAAGGAUUUUGCAGUGGAAAGAACUAUAUUCCAGUCUACCCUUUUAUGUUUUUGUUUUUUUUGUUUUAUUUAGUUUUGUUUUGUUUUUUUCGCCCUUUUGCAUGUAGUUCCUCAUCAGAACCACCUGCACAAGUCUCUCCAUCCAAAACAUGGAAACUGAAGUAAAAAAAAAAAAAAAAAUGAGUUAAGUGACUGCCUUUUUUCUCCUCAAAUUAUGCUGUGAAUUUUACAAGAAUUUAUUUUCCCUUUGGAUAUGUUUUUAUACCAAAGCAGUUGUUUUAUAGCAUAUACAGUAGGUGUCUGUAACCAAUAAUGUAGCAGUUCACCACUUUGACGCAAAGUUUAUCAAGAUCUUAUUUUAACGUCAACACAAACAGCUGCAAUAUAUUACUUUAGCAAAACUGGAGACCGUGUCGAGACCGUUGGCUAUUGUGUAUUUUGGCCAGAUUUAUUUGCAACGUUGUACCAAAACUGUUUCCAUAUUAAUUGGUAGAUUAUUUUGGGAGUCUUUUAAAACUUUGGUAUGUUAGAGAAUUUGGUAGUUACUCUGCAGGCUCCGGAGUAGCAAGAUAGAGGCUGAUGGUUUAAAAAAAGAAAAAAGAAAAAAAAAGGAAAAAAAGACGAGAAAAAAAAGAGAAAAAAAGGAGACUAAUGCGUUCUAUUUCUGUGUCGUCGUUUUUCUUUUGCCCAUUAUACUAUUUCAAAGGGUGUUGCUGCCUUUCAUACAUCAUUUGGUCAACUUGGCUAGUUUCUGCCAUGAAGCAAGACUUUGUCAUUGUCUUGCCAGGGUAAGAAUAAUUGUGGCAAAUCAGUUUGUGUUGAACGGUAUAGUCCUGAUUUGAUAGGGCAGAUCCCCAUGAUUGUCCUAUUCUAAGGGAAAAGGGUGUCUGUCAGCCCACAAUCACAUUGCUUUGCCUAGGCAGACAUGCAUGUCCUCAAAACAUUAGUCAAAAGCCAGAUUUUUGUUUUUUCCUCUCCAUCAGGGAUUUUUGAAGUGCUUUCUUUCUUCUGUUGCUCAUUUUACCAGCUUUGAAAGUAAACAACAAAGAAGAUCCUGUCCGUAACCACCUUGAAAGGGCAGGCCACAGGUCAUGCUGUUGUCUUUUUAUUUUUUCUUUCUUUUUUCCUUUCUUUUUUCUUUUUCUUUUUUUUAGGAGGAAUCAUCAUAAGCAGUCCCGCUUGGUAUUUCCAUAAACACAAUUGUAAAGCUACCUAUAUUGAGAUUGGGGUUUUAUCUGGAUGUCAAGGUUAACUGCAAAUUUGCAAUCAUUUUUCAUACCCCGCUGAAUUUGAGACAUUUAAAACUUGUCAGUGGUUUUAAUACUGGCACUCAUACUGGUACUAAACAUUCCAAAAAUAAAGACUGAAAAGGAAAAAAAAAUUGACUGCAGUGAUUCGAAAGUGUGCGCCUAUUUCAGAUCAUGCUGAUUGACCUCUUAUUUAGAGCAGUUGUCAUGAAAUGCAGCCCCUUUUUAAUAGUUGAAAUAGAAUUUAUGUAUAUAUUUAUAUUUUUUUAAUAAAGGAAGUAUAGAACUCACUACCUUGCUCCUGCUGGUAUGUUGAUUAUGUUUGUCAAUUUGGUGACCAUUCAGUGGCCAGGAACUCCUGUUUUCUUAGUGGCAAAACCUUGCCUUUUGGCAAAGGUACUUGACUACAUCAGGACAACACUAUGAGGUAGGGUUUGAAUCAAACAGGGAAAGCUAGAUCUUCAAACCUUAAUAAUUUUCACAGGGUAUAUUGUAAGUGCAUGUACAUCACAAACCUUACUUUUUGGUUAUAUGAGAAGCACAUGGUUGGAAAAAAAGGUUCCAUCUUUCAUAAUCCUGUUCAGUUUGUGGGUUAUACUCAAACACAUAUACUUGUUGACAUAUCUGAUCACCCGACAGAAGUUGAAGUCCUUUUAUUUAAUUUGGAAUUAUACUUUGCAUUUUUUAUUUCACAUUUUUUUCACUUUUUUUGUACAUGCAACAUGCACUAUAGAAUUGAACAGCAUGGGGGAAAAGGAUAAGUCCAUGUAUCCACAGAUUGUAAGAUCUAGUCAAGACUUUGCUGUGUUUAUGACAAUGCCCUUUGUAUUAUAUUAAGACAGUCUUAUGUAUGAUAUAUAAAAAGAAGUUAAUUGAAA